Siniperca chuatsi (mandarin fish) is the source of this 2336-nucleotide messenger RNA. RefSeq names its product solute carrier family 37 member 2 (gene slc37a2). Gene Ontology annotation, molecular function: glucose 6-phosphate:phosphate antiporter activity. Gene Ontology annotation, biological process: glucose-6-phosphate transport; phosphate ion transmembrane transport. Bases 555 to 2051 code for a protein of 498 amino acids. The record is from RefSeq and is a predicted model, not a curated record. Gene Ontology annotation, cellular component: endoplasmic reticulum membrane. Lineage: Eukaryota; Metazoa; Chordata; Actinopteri; Centrarchiformes; Sinipercidae. The transcript is spliced from 18 exons.
CGCCGUGACGUCAGAGGGGAGGAUCACGUGGCCGCCGGGAGUCUCCGAGUGGAAAAUCUCAUGGAAUAACACAUUUAGGCUGCUAAUAAUAAUAAUAAUAAUGAUAAUAACAACUGUUUUAUAUUAAUAACGGACGCCUUUUUUGAACUGAUACGUGUAUUACAGCUGCACAGAGGUAGGCUGGCUCUACCGACCGGUCCAUAUAAACUCAGCUAUGGAGAACUGUUGGAUGUUUACGGACUGUAUCUCCCACCAGGAAGCUGCAUGGUUGCUGCUUUAUUCCUCUAGCAGCUAACGUCUACUUUGAACCUGUGGCUUUAUUUACCAGGCAUUAAGGUCCGUUUUCACUAGGUACUACGAAACAAGUAAGCGUUUGUUUUUGUCCCGGGCUAGCUAACGGCUGUUACAACUCGUUAAUAAGCAGCCGGUUAUCUUCUCCUGUUACAGUAGGUGCAGUGCCUUUAAACUGUCUGAUUUUGGUACUUAUUGGAGGACAUGUCUGGAACCAAGCUCUGACUGUUUCUGUGUAAAGUCUGACUAAGUUUCCAUCGAAAAUGAAGUCGUCCCUGGCUCCCGGCAUACGACUUAUCACGUCCUUUUCUCGAGAUAGUUGGUAUCGCAGUUUCAUUCUUUUCCUCACCUUCCUCUUCUACACGGCCUACCAUCUCUCACGGAAACCUAUCAGCAUUGUUAAGAGCCAGCUGCACAGAAACUGUUCUACAGUCGUUCAGCCAACAGACCUUAACAUAACCAAUAAUGCUACCUGGUGUGACUGGGCACCCUUUGACCAGGACAACUAUCAGACACUGUUUGGGGUCUUGGAUAACUCCUUCCUGGUUGCCUAUGCCAUCGGCAUGUUUAUCAGUGGGAUAUUUGGAGAGCGCCUGCCUCUGCGGUACUACCUGAGUUGUGGGAUGCUGAUGAGUGGAUUGUUCACAUGUCUGUUUGGCCUCGGCUUCUACUGGAACAUCCACUCAUUAGGGUACUAUGCCUUCAUCCAGGUCAUGAACGGGCUGAUGCAGACCACCGGUUGGCCAGCAGUGGUGGCUUGUGUCGGUAACUGGUUUGGAAAGGGGAAGCGUGGGUUCAUCAUGGGUGUGUGGAACUCCCACACCUCAGUGGGAAACAUCUUGGGCUCCCUCAUCGCUGGAGCCUUCGUUUCCUCAGCGUGGGGAAUGUCCUUCAUCGUCCCUGGAAUCAUCAUCGCCUGCACUGGGAUCCUGUGCUUCUUUUUCCUGGUUGAGAAACCUGAAGACGUCAACUGCACUCCUCCUCAGCACCAUAGUGAAAAGGAGAGCGGUGAGACGGAGCCUCUCCUGCAGAGCUCGUCCGACGUUGAGAGAAUUGUCAGCGAUGGCGUCAACUCUGAGCCUCCGGAGGUUGUUGAGGCCACCGAGGCCAUCAGCUUCUGUGGGGCUCUCAGUAUACCUGGAGUUUUGGAGUUCUCUCUUUGUCUGCUGUUCGCCAAGCUGGUCAGCUACACUUUCCUUUACUGGCUUCCUCUCUACAUCUCAAAUGUUGCACAUUUUGAGGCAAAAGAAGCAGGAGACAUGUCGACACUAUUUGAUGUAGGAGGAAUCUUGGGAGGCAUCAUGGCGGGCCUUGUGUCUGACUACACGGGUGGGAGAGCGACAACUUGCUGCGUCAUGUUGCUUGCUGCUGCCCCUAUGCUUUUCCUCUAUAAUUACAUUGGACAAAGGAGCCUUGGUACUACAAUCGGUAUGCUGCUGUUGUGUGGAGGCCUGGUGAACGGCCCGUACGCCCUCAUCACUACUGCUGUAUCUGCUGACCUGGGAACACAUGAGAGUCUGAGAGGAAACUCCAGGGCAUUGUCAACAGUGACGGCGAUUAUUGACGGGACUGGUUCAAUAGGAGCUGCGUUAGGUCCUCUGUUAGCCGGUGUGAUCUCUCCCACUGGCUGGAACAACGUCUUCUACAUGCUCAUCUCUGCAGAUGUCUUGGCCUGCCUGUUUUUGUCCAGGCUUGUUUACAAGGAAGCUCAGGGUUGGUGUGGACAUGUCGCCCGAGUCAGAGGAUUCAAAGAAAUCUGAGACACUCACACAAUCAAACCGGGACCCAAACACACAAAAGAGGGAAACAAUGCUGAUACUGACCUCACCGUGCAGCAGACAACAUCUUUCCAUUUAGGCUGAAUGGACACCAAGCCAUCAGUGGAAGAUUUAAGGCACUAAACUGACAAUUAAAGCCUUCUUCUUACUGUAAAACGUAAAAGAGAAAUAUGUCUUUAUGGAGACAAAGCUUUUUUUAAUGACUAAUCUACUCAUUCUAACUUGUUUGUUUUAAUAUUCUUUUAUCAUUAAAGUGUACAUACUGGG